Molecule: messenger RNA, 1075 nt
Organism: Etheostoma cragini (Arkansas darter)
Lineage: Eukaryota; Metazoa; Chordata; Actinopteri; Perciformes; Percidae
Gene: tmem150c
Product: transmembrane protein 150C
Exons: 6
Coding region: 310-951 (213 amino acids)
Source: RefSeq, a predicted model, not a curated record
GCCAGUAUUACAUCUACUCAUAUCUGCUGUAUGAAACACAACGACAACACUACACGUUUAUCAGCAAUGAAAGAACUGUGGCGACAUGUAUUAUCGACUAUAUCUGCAAGAUAAUGAAGAAUAGAAGUUUGUGUAACGUUAUUUACAGACUACGAACAUAAACCCGAACCCCGGAGCGGGGAGAGACACCGUCAGCGCGGACAGGUAACCCCGGAGCGGGAAUAGUCACCUUCAGCGCGGACAGGUAACCCCGGAGCGGGGAGAGACACCUUCAGGGCGGACAGACUGACUGGUGUCGGCGGAGACGCGAUGUGGCGCAGCAGUCCGUGGGCUCUCCUCCCUCCCGUCUACGCUGGGCUCACUGCAGCUGGGCUGUGGCUGGUAUACUUUGUAGCUGUAAAUGAUGAGAAGAUCUCACCCCUGGGUUCAACAUACAGUGGUGCACGUUACCUGGAAGUUUCCAACAAGCGUCAUCCCAAAGCAGCCGAUGGAGAAACACACCAGACUACCGACAUUCAGCCACUGAUGGUGUGUCCUGUGUUUCAGCUGAAGGUAUUUACUGAGGAGAUGAUCCACAACUUCGGCACCUUAAUGACGUUUGGGCUGGGAACGCUGUACUGCUGGGUGCAGUCCUACAUCACCCUGAGAGUGGAUCUGAAGAAGGAAGGGAGGAAGGCUGGGAUCAUCCGCUUCCUGUUGUCUGGAUCCAUCACCGUGUGCAUGAUACUCUACUUCUCCCUGAUGGGGCAGCGCCUCCACAUGCAAGCAGCUCAGUGCCAGUGGGCGCUGGUCAUGUUCUUCAUCACCUUCCUCGGCACUUUUGCCAUCGAGUUUCGCCACAACCGCUUUGGCAUUGUGUGCACAGACAGCUGUGGGCGUCCAGCGAGGCGUUCAGAGGCGCUCUCCGAAGCAUCCAGGUACCAGCCGGGACCUGGAUCAGCAACUUUAUGAGGCAUUCAUUACAUCUUUUUUUACUCUACUCACUCAACAAAUAAUCACCACUUCAUGUACGCAUGUUUACAUAUUUUUUUAUCUAGAAACAUUCCAAAGAAAAAUCGGCUGUAUCUUUUUUAUA